CAUCUGAGCACUAUCCGAGUACCAUCGUCGGCACACACAAUGGCAGAUCGCUUCGAAUCCAACAUCGACGCGCUAUCUAAGCUACUCCCCCCACGCCUCCUAGCCCCGCGCGUCGGGAUCGUGUGCGGCUCCGGUCUCAGCACGCUCGCAUCGAGCCUGCGCGAGAUCGUUGAGGUGCCGUACUCUGCAUUGGCAGGCUUCGCGACAAGCACGGUUCCUGGUCAUAAGAGCAUCCUCGCGUUUGGCCUCGUAGGCGAGGGCGAGGGCGUGCCGGUCGUCGCGAUGCUUGGACGUCUUCACCCGUAUGAGGGACACGCGCUAUCGGCGGUUGGCUAUCCCAUCCGACUCAUGGCGCAGCUCGGCGUCAAGGAUAUAAUCAUCACGAAUGCUGCCGGCUCACUCAACCCUUCUCUCGCUGUUGGAACUAUCGUCGUCAUCCACGACCAUAUCGCUCUUCCUAUGAUGACAGGCCUCAACCCCCUCAUCGGCCCCCCCACCUCUCCCUCCCACCUCCGCUUCCUCCCUCUCUCCUCCGCCUAUUCGCGCGCGCUGCGCCUUGCAGCCUUCCGCGCCGCCCACGCCCUACAGCUCGAGCGCACGGCGCUCGCGGAGGGCACUUACGCGUGGGUGAGCGGCCCGACGUACGAGACACCCGCAGAGGGCCGCUUCCUGCGCGCCGCGGGCGCGGACGUCGUGGGUAUGAGCACCGUGCCGGAGGUCAUCGCCGCGCGCGACGAGGGCCUGAACGUGCUCGUGCUGAGCCUGGUCACGAACAAGGUCGUCAUACCCGACGAAUAUAGGAGUAUCAGGGAGGAGGUCGACGCAGAGCUUGCCGGUACGUCGAUCGAGCGCCCGCAAACCCCUACGGUGUCUCACGAAGAGGUGCUCGAGGUCGGCAAGCUCAAGGCGGACGUGAUGAAAAGUCUCGUCGCUCAGAUCAUCGCUACAAUUCCUGCCGCGUAGUCCACAUUCCUCACCGAACUCAGACCAAGUGCACUAGGGAAAGAAAAUCAAAGCGCGCGCGCGAGGACUCUAAAUCAGACGGAAGGAAUAUAUGGAAGCCUGAGAUGCUAUUAGACAGCGGUGGAAUACAGCCUAAUCGACCAUGUAUAUCAUCGUACAGAGAGGAUUAGGAUCCUUUGCUAAACGGUAUAAUGAAAACACUAUGUGGGG
Molecule: messenger RNA, 1173 nt
Organism: Heterobasidion irregulare TC 32-1
Lineage: Eukaryota; Fungi; Basidiomycota; Agaricomycetes; Russulales; Bondarzewiaceae
Exons: 6
Coding region: 40-963 (307 amino acids)
Biological process (GO): nucleoside metabolic process
Cellular component (GO): cytoplasm
Molecular function (GO): purine-nucleoside phosphorylase activity
Source: RefSeq, a predicted model, not a curated record